Neocloeon triangulifer is the source of this 2566-nucleotide messenger RNA. RefSeq names its product SET and MYND domain-containing protein 4-like. The record is from RefSeq and is a predicted model, not a curated record. NCBI's taxonomy places the organism in Eukaryota, Metazoa, Arthropoda, Insecta, Ephemeroptera, Baetidae. Gene Ontology annotation, molecular function: protein binding. The coding region runs from base 337 to 2319 and encodes 660 amino acids. The transcript has 8 exons.
UAGUCCAGAGUUGUACAAUUCUGUUCUGUCUUGCGCGCAACUUCUCGUCUCGUGUAUGAGCGCUAUAGCCGCACACACUGGCACUGCACAGCGCAGGCCGCGCAGUUCCGCCGCAGCUACUUUUUCAUUUCAUAUUUCAUUAUUAUUUUCUCAUUCAUCACCGCAUGAAUUGUUGUCCAUCCUCAAGGUCUGCGCGUUGGUAUGCAUUUUUUUCCAUCUGACAGAGAAAACACUAUAGAUGAGGGGAUUCUGUUGAGGAAAAAUUGAGAAAACUGCCUUUUUUAGGUAUAAAUUAUAAUCGUCGCUGCACGGGGCGAAUGCGAAUACAUACACGAGAUGAGUCGCAACAUGAAAUCUGUCUUGGAAAAACACCUUGCUACAGUUGAAGCCUUUUACCGGCAAGAUAAGAAGAAGAUCGAUCUAAUGAUCAAGACUAUGAUUGACAGUGAUGCGGGCUACAAUCCAGCCCUGGUUAAAGAAAGAGGCUAUGCUGAGGGUGUGAAAAUAAAAGCAAAAGGAAAUUCCUGUUACAAGAGAGGUGAAUUUGAAAAGGCUCGACUCCUUUACACUGAAUGCUUAGCUGCUGCAAUUGAUGGGCCUAUUGCUGCUACGGCAUAUGGAAACAGGUCUGCUGCUCUUUUUGAGAUGAAGCUUUUCAAGGAAUGUCUGAAAGAUAUUGAUCGAGCCUUGUCUCUCGACUAUCCCAACCAGCUGAAGGCUAAAUUGUAUAUCAGGAAAGUGAGAUGCCUCAAAUACCUGGGACAAGAUCACACAAAUUCUUUGCGUGAAGCUUUCAAUGUCAUAGAAAAAUUCAACCCUGAGUCAAUAAGCAAGCAGUUGAUUAAGGCAGCGAAGGAAGAUUUUGAAAAAGCUUCCGAGCCAUCAACCUUUAGCACCAAACUGCCCGAAGCCCACAUAUGGACUCUACCAACUUUGAGCUAUGGAGCUAACUCUGAAGUGCCAAGUUUUUCCAAAGCUGUGAAUUUGGAAUACAAUGAAGACCUUGGAAGGCACCUUGUGGCAAAUCGAGACAUAAAAAUUGGUGAUGUUCUGGUUGUCGACAAGUGUUUUGUUGCUUCUACCGCUAAAGAAGUUCGCUGGGAUUUUUGCAGCAAAUGCUUCAAAUCAUGCUUGACUCUUAUUCCAUGCAUCAAGUGUGGCUACGUGAUGUACUGUGACCAAGAGUGUCGAGACUCUGAUUGGAGCUCUGGCCAUGAUUAUGCUUGCUUCUUCAUCAGAUGUUGUUACGAAUAUGGUAGCAUGAACAAUGCCUUUGACUCCUUAAACCUGGGUCGUACCACUAUUGAACCAGGAAGAUUGAAUUUCAACUGCGACCUGCAGCGAAUGGUUGGAUUCCUUGGAAUUGAGAACAUAAAAAAUGCUGUCCUGCAAGACAAUGACCCUGUAGAAUGUCUCUCGGAUGGACGCACCAAAGGGUUUAUUAAUGGCAAAUUAGAAAUCAUAAACUUGGAGAGCAUUCUUUCGCUGAAGGAUAACUUUGAAAAAUUGACUAUGGAAGAGAAAAAAUGCUUUUCUGGGAUGGCGUUACUAUUGGCUGGCUUGCACAGGAUUCCUGAAGAUGAAAGAAUUCCAGUGGCUUCCCUUUUAUUGAAAAUCAUACUGAUUGUGCGACUGAACCAAAAGUCCAUCUACUACUUCAAGACUGAUUAUAGCAAGCUUGGUCUUCCAAGAGUUGUGGUUGGUACAGGAAUGUACCUAUCCAGCACCCUUGUGCGCCACUCGUGUGAUGCCAAUAUGAUCCAAGUGGGGUACGGGAGCACUUUAGUAUAUCGAGCGCGCAGACCUAUCUCAAAAGGAGAGGAGCUCACCGAUUGCUUUCUGGCUUCAGCCAGCAACCUGGAUAGGAAACAGCGUAGAGCAAUUUUUAAGUCCUUUGAUUUCAAGUGCAAGUGUCAGGCGUGUGAGCAGAAUUGGCCCAUACUUCCCGACUUGCCCUCACUGAAUAUGUCGGAUGCUGAAGUACCUCUAAUGAUAAAUGAGGCUGGUUUCAACCUUCUUGAUGAGACAGAAAGGAACACUCUAGUGUAUUACCUGCAGUUUGGUAUUCCUGCUGACAGUAAGAUUCUCCCUAAAAUGAUUGAUUUGCUCCGUGGCUUUCACAAUUCAAAGAAACAUCGCAUGACCCAGUGGUACUUCAUGUUACAAGAAUGCAUCAAAAAUCACUUCAGGGCCAUGGGAAACAAUUUCUAUUAUGGUGAUUCAAAGGAUAUCUUUGAUGGCAAAAAGAAUUUUUCUUACUCGCCCUGCGAUUUAAAAACACGAUUGAACAACAUUCAGGGAAUACCAAGCUCAUUCUAAGGUCUGCCCUAACUUAGUGAAGAUGAUAAAUAAUUGAAUGCCUAGUUAAUUGAAUCCAAUUUGAAAUUAAUUAUGAGGUUUAAUAAUAAUACCAAAAUUAUUCUGGAAAUUAAUUAUUUAACAGAAUUAUCAGAAUAUUUAUAUACUUGAAACUGAUAAUUUCGAGAAAUAUAUAUACAAAUGAAAUACAAGGAAAAUUAAUUGCUUUGAUUUUUGUCAUUAUAAUAAAAUAAAUAUAUUUUGUUUC